Molecule: messenger RNA, 4210 nt
Organism: Anolis carolinensis (green anole)
Lineage: Eukaryota; Metazoa; Chordata; Lepidosauria; Squamata; Anolidae
Gene: mypop
Product: Myb related transcription factor, partner of profilin
Exons: 2
Coding region: 1955-3052 (365 amino acids)
Biological process (GO): regulation of transcription by RNA polymerase II
Cellular component (GO): nucleus
Molecular function (GO): RNA polymerase II cis-regulatory region sequence-specific DNA binding; DNA-binding transcription factor activity, RNA polymerase II-specific
Source: RefSeq, a predicted model, not a curated record
GAGGAGGAGGAGGAGGAGGAGGAGGAGGAGGAAGGCAAGAGCAGCUUCCUGAGCAUUUGGAGAGCCUUUGCAAUGCACCAACGUUACGCAGCUGAGCUGGUGCAGAAGAGGACUGGGCAGCCGGAGGAGCCCUGAAGGCAAUUCUGCUGAAGCAAAGCCAUGCUGCCUUCUUUGCCCGGUUGGUGCCACCCGCAGGAAGAGCAGCAAGCAGUGCCGAGAAGAAAGCAACCCUUCCUAAUCUUUUAGGACUCAUUGCCGUGCCUCCUUCUCCCAUUUGAUGGGGAUGCCAGCUUCAAGGUGCCGGGCAUAAAGAAGUCCAGAGGUUGGCACCACAGGAACUACAAAGCCCAGCUCUUUGCCUCUUGAUGACAGAGUGCCAACUGAGACCGACUCCUAGUGCCUUGCUCCUGAGCUCUGUAUGGUGGAGGCAACAGUUUCAUGGUGCCAAGCGUCAAGGAGUUCAGACAUUGGCGCCAUCGGGACCCAAAUCCCACUGCCUUGCCUCUGAGCUCUGGAUGAUGAUGGAGACUGAGAUGCCACCUUCACAAUGCCAGGCACAAAGAGUCCAGAGGUUGGGACUGGACCAAACAUCCCAUUGGCUUGCCUCUGAGCUCUGUAUGAUUGAGAUGCCAGUUUCACCAGCGUGGACUGAAAACCAAUGUCUUUCUUGUAUGAUCGAGGUACCAGCUUCAUGGUGCCAAGCAUAAGAGAGUCACCAAAUCCCAUUGCUUUGCCUCUGAGCUUUGGACGAAGGAGAUGCCAGUUUCGCAGAGCCGGGCAUUAUAAGCCAGUCCAGAGGAUGGCACCGGAAGGGAGCCAAACCCAGCACCUUGCCUCUGGUCCCUGUAUCACAGGGUCUCCACCUUCUUGGUUCCAGGCGUGAGAGAGUCCAAAGGUUGGCACAGCAAGCCAUGCCAAGAAGAAGGAAUCCUUACUCCUUUGCCAGGACCCAAAGACGGCUCUUGUACGAUGGAGGUACCCGUUUAACAGCGCCAGGUGUAAAGGUUGGUGCCAGAAAGGACCAAAACUCAGCAUCUCGUCUCUGAGCCUUGCAUGAUGGAGGUGCCAACUUCAUGCUGCCAGGCCUAAGGGAGUCCAGAGCGUGGUGCCAUCAGAACCAAAGUCUCAUUGCCUUGCCUCUGAGCUCUGUGUGAUGGAGAUGCCAACUUCAUUGUGCCUGGUGUAAGAGUCCAGAGGUUGGCACCAGAAGGACCACAAUCUCAUCGCCUUGCCUCUGAGCCCUGUAUGAUGGAGAUGCCAACUUCAUUGUGCCUGGUGUAAGAGUCCAGAGGUUGGCACCAGAAGGACCACAAUCUCAUCGCCUUGCCUCUGAGCCCUGUAUGAUGGAGAUGCCAACUUCAUUGUGCCUGGUGUAAGAGUCCAGAGGUUGGCACCAGAAGGACCACAAUCUCAUCGCCUUGCCUCUGAGCCCAGUAUGAUGGAGAUGCCAACUUCAUUGUGCCUGGUGUAAGAGUCCAGAGGUUGGCACCAGAAGGACCACAAUCUCAUCGCCUUGCCUCUGAGCCCUGUAUGAUGGAGAUGCCAACUUCAUUGUGCCUGGUGUAAGAGUCCAGAGGUUGGCACCAGAAGGACCACAAUCUCAUCGCCUUGCCUCUGAGCCCUGUAUGAUGGAGAUGCCAACUUCAUUGUGCCUGGUGUAAGAGUCCAGAGGUUGGCACCAGAAGGACCACAAUCUCAUCGCCUUGCCUCUGAGCCCAGUAUGAUGGAGAUGCCAACUUCAUUGUGCCUGGUGUAAGAGUCCAGAGGUUGGCACCAGAAGGACCACAAUCUUCUCGCCUUGCCUCUGAGCCCAGUAUGAUGGAGAUGCCAACUUCACGGCACCAAGCCUAAGGGAGUCCAAAGAUUAGCACGGAACAGGACCAAAUGGUGCCGGGCAUAAACAACUCUUGCUGUUGCCCAGAGGUUGGCAUCAUUGAAAGAAGGCAAACUGGGAAUGCCUGGGGCCAGCGAGGAGAUCAUCCGCCUGCGUAAGCCGCGCUUCUCCUACGAGGAGAACCAGAUCCUGAUCCAAGAGGUGCGUGCCAACUACGGCAAGCUCUACGGUACCCAGAGCCGGCGGGUGACAGUGGCCGAGCGCCGGCGGGUCUGGGAGGGCAUCACCGCCAAGAUCAACAGCAUCACCAGCUGGAAGCGGACCGGGCAGGAGGUCCAGAAGCGGUGGAAUGACUUCAAGCGGCGCACCAAGGAGAAGCUGGCACGGGUGCCCCACUCCACCCAAGGGGCCGGCACCACCGCCUCCUGCGACGAGAGCCUCUCUGCCGAGGAGGAAGCCAUCUUUGCCAUCCUGGGGCCCGGCGUGAUGCUGGGGGUGGCCAACGGCCGGGCAGAGCCUUGCCAGGAUGCAGGGCCAGGGUUUGGUGCCCACAGUUACCCCCUGGCAGCGGAGCCGGGCACAGAUAUGCCAACCGGAGGCCACCCAUCCUGCAGCCCGGAGAUGUCUGUGCAUCACUCAUCCUGCUGCGCCCUGGACGGAGGCUUUCUGCGGCCCAAGGAGCGUGAUUCACCAGUUCCCACUCCAGCCCAGUCCAUGGUCCACUUGGAACCUUCUCCGGCCAGUUUGGGUUGCAUCCGGCCGCAUCUCACAGACUCCUCCGGUGCCACCUCGUGCCCCUCCGCCUCGCCACCCCUGAGACGCCGGCGCACCCGCCUCAGCGCACCCGCCUGCGAGGCCCCCCCGGAUUUCCUACAAGCGCAGAGGGAGACCGCCGACGCCAUCCGUGAGCUGAGCUACACCUUGCGGCAAGGCCUGGAGCGGCUGACCGAAGUGGUGGCCGCCUUGCUGCCCCUGCUUCCGGCACAGACGCAGCAUCACCCAUCUCACGUCCAGGAGGAGAUCUGUAUGCCGGAGAGCCUUCCUUCUCCACCCAGAGGAACCUUUGCUGCCAAACUGGAAACAUCUUCAGAGCAGGAGGAGAACGAGGCGAGACUUCCUCUGCAAGACGUGCCCGAAACGGGGCCACCCCCAAGCAGGCUCCAGAAGCGGCGGAAAGGCAUCCCCACCCGCAAACGGAGAGGGCGCUGGAAGAACUAACUCGUGAACAUGCUGAGAAGGGGCUGAGCAUGCUAUCCUUGUGAUUGGCAUCUCAAGGACUUCUCUUACCCGCCCCCCCAACUUCAAAGAUAUCCUCAUAUGGAUAAUGCAAGUUUGAACCCUUUACAACACAUGGCCCUGCUCUCCCCGACCUUGCUUGUUGCCCAAGUUUGGGAAAGUCACUUUUGGGGCACGACAACUCCCAGGAUCUACCCUGUUUCCCCUAAAAUAAGACAUCCCCAGAAAAUAAGACCUAGUAGAGGUUUUACUGAAUUGCUAAAUAUAAGGCCUCCCCGAAAGUAAGACCUAGCAAAGUUUUUGUUUGGAAGCAUGCCCGCCAACAGAACACCAGAAAUGUACGUACCAUAAAGUGUUGUACAUGGAAAUAUUGGUAGUAACGAGAAGUUCUUGAUAGGAUUCACAGUUUGUCUGGUUAUGCUGGUUUAUUAUGACAACUACUGUACAGUAUAUAAUAAAUGUUCAUUUUUUGUUCAACAAUAAAUGUGAAUUCUUCUUCAUGGAAAAAUAAGACAUCCCCUGAAAUAAGACCUAGCACAUCUUCAGGAGCAAAAAUUAAUAUAAGACACUGUCUUAUUUUCAGGGAAACACGGUAAUCAUGAUCCCCAAAAGUGACUUUCCCAGGUUCUGGUUGCUGCUAAAAGUUUGCCGCGGCUCCACACAACUCAUUGCUCAGCAAGCGCAGCUCCCGGCUUCUUGCUUGUAGUUUUUUGAAGUUUCGGGAACCAAAAGGCUUCGAUCGCAUUCCUCUAUUGAUCUGCCACCCACACCAGGUUCUUGCAAAUUUAUAUGCAGAUCUAUAUUACCCGUAUUUAAUGCACCAUCAAAUCUAACGCGCACCCCAAUUUUUGAAACCUUGAAACCAAAAUAAUUACUUGCCUACGAAUGUAAUACGUGGCAGGAAAAGGUGCAUUCUUUCUAAUACAGCCAUUACAGUUGCUGCCUGCUUAGAAUUCCUUCUUUAAAAAAACAAAAGAGAGCAUCAAAGCUUCCACCAAUGGAAAAGAAAACCUUGGGUUGCAUCUAUGCUACAGAAUGAAUCCACUUCAACUGCCUUGGUUCAAUGCUAUGGAGUCAUGGGGGAUAUAGUUUUCAAAUAUUUUAUUUAGUUUUUAAUAAAAAUGCUGACAAUUCUAUAGA